AUGUUGGGGAUUGCAGAGAUUCUGAUAGCUCUGGUAGUGUGUCUCCUGAUUCUGCAGUUCCUAAGGCUGCAAUGGAUGUGUACUCAGCUUCCUCCAGGACCAGUUCCCCUUCCCAUCAUCGGCAACCUGUGGCUGCUGGACUUCAGGCUUCGUCGGGAAACUCUCACUAAGUUAACCAACAUCUAUGGAAAUAUCUACACGCUGUGGAUGGGACAGACACCUAUGGUUGUCCUGAAUGGAUACAAAGCAGUCAAAGAUGGCAUCGUCACCCACUCGGAGGAAGUUUCUGGAAGACCUCUCACUCCUUUCUACAGGGAUAUGAUGGGCGAGAAAGGUAUUUUCCUGACAAACGGGCACACCUGGAAGCAACAGAGACGCUUUGGCAUGACAAUUAUAAGGAGCCUGGCACUGGGAAAGAACAAUUUGGAGCAUCGAAUUCAAACAGAGGCCUGUCAGCUUGUGGACACCUUUGCAAACACAAAAGGCAAACCUUUUGACCCUCACACUCCCAUCGUUCAUGCUGUUGCAAACAUCAUUUCUGCUGUUGUUUUUGGUCAUCGCUUCUCCAGUGAGGAUGAAUCUUUCAGCAAACUUAUCAAAGCUAUUUAUUUUGUGAUCUACUUUCAAGCUACUAUCUGGGGCAGGCUGUAUGAUGCCUUCCCAUGGCUUAUGCACCAUCUCCCAGGGCCUCAUCAGAAAGUGUUUGCAUACAACGACUUCAUGCACAGUUUAGUCAUGAAGGAGGUCCAGGCUCAUGAGAGACAGAACACAGGUGAUCCUCAGGAUCUCAUUGACUUCUACCUAGAUCAAAUAACAAAAACCAAAGAUGACCCUACUUCUACUUUCAAUAAUGACAAUAUGGUCCAGACUGUGGUUGAUCUUUUGCUGGGAGGGACAGAAACAACCAGCACCACCCUUCUCUGGGCACUGCUCUAUAUGGUACAAUACCCAGAAGUACAAGAAAAGGUUCAAAGAGAGAUAGAGGCUGUUCUGGAACCUUCCCACCUUAUCAGCUACGAGGACCGCAAAAAGCUGCCAUACACAAACGCGGUGAUCCACGAGGCUUUGCGGUACAGCAAUGUUACUUCUGUUGGGGUCCCUCGACAGUGUGUGAGAAGUACAACUUUGCUGGGUUUUCACAUUAAAAAGGGCACACUUGUAUUGCCAAAUCUGCACUCUGUGGUGUAUGACUCUGAGCACUGGGCAACCCCUUGGAAGUUUAACCCAGACCAUUUCCUUGAUUUGGAUGGCAACUUUGUGAACAAAGAGGCAUUCUUACCUUUCUCAGCAGGUAACNGUGUAUGUCUGGGGGAACAGAUGGCACGAGUCGAACUGUUCAUCUUCUUUACCAACCUCCUUCGUGCAUUUACCUUCCAGCUCCCUGAGGGAGUAAAAGAAACCAACCUGGAGUAUGUUUUGGGUGCAAUACUGCAGCCACAUCCAUACAAACUCUGUGCUAUUCCACGCUAG
Molecule: messenger RNA, 1470 nt
Organism: Acanthisitta chloris (rifleman)
Lineage: Eukaryota; Metazoa; Chordata; Aves; Passeriformes; Acanthisittidae
Product: cytochrome P450 2J2-like
Exons: 9
Coding region: 1-1470 (489 amino acids)
Biological process (GO): xenobiotic metabolic process; arachidonate metabolic process
Cellular component (GO): intracellular membrane-bounded organelle; cytoplasm
Molecular function (GO): iron ion binding; oxidoreductase activity, acting on paired donors, with incorporation or reduction of molecular oxygen, reduced flavin or flavoprotein as one donor, and incorporation of one atom of oxygen; heme binding
Source: RefSeq, a predicted model, not a curated record